This is a messenger RNA of Dipodomys spectabilis (banner-tailed kangaroo rat), 1097 nucleotides long. It is a transcript of the gene Reep2, whose product is annotated as receptor accessory protein 2. The record is from RefSeq and is a predicted model, not a curated record. Gene Ontology annotation, molecular function: microtubule binding; taste receptor binding. Gene Ontology annotation, biological process: endoplasmic reticulum tubular network organization. Gene Ontology annotation, cellular component: cytoplasmic microtubule; endoplasmic reticulum tubular network; endoplasmic reticulum membrane. Lineage: Eukaryota; Metazoa; Chordata; Mammalia; Rodentia; Heteromyidae. Bases 17 to 781 code for a protein of 254 amino acids. The transcript has 8 exons.
CCCGGCCGCCCCCGCCAUGGUCUCCUGGAUCAUCUCUCGCCUGGUGGUGCUCAUCUUUGGCACCCUGUACCCAGCCUACUCAUCCUACAAGGCCGUGAAGACCAAAAAUGUGAAGGAAUAUGUGAAAUGGAUGAUGUACUGGAUCGUCUUUGCCUUCUUCACCACAGCUGAGACACUUACAGAUAUCAUACUGUCCUGGUUCCCCUUCUACUUUGAGCUCAAGAUUGCUUUUGUGAUAUGGCUGCUGUCCCCUUACACCAAGGGUUCCAGUGUGCUCUACCGCAAGUUCGUGCACCCAACCCUGUCCAACAAGGAGAAGGAGAUCGACGAGUACAUCACUCAGGCCCGAGACAAGAGCUAUGAGACCAUGAUGAGGGUGGGCAAAAGGGGCUUGAAUCUGGCUGCCAAUGCUGCAGUCACAGCUGCUGCCAAGGGCCAGGGGGUGCUGUCAGAGAAACUCCGGAGCUUCAGCAUGCAGGACCUGACCCUCAUCCGGGACGAGGAUGCAUUGCCCCUGCAGGGCCCUGACGGCCGCCUCCGACCUAACCCUGGUGGCCUCCUGGAGACCAUUGAGGACUUAGGAGAUGACUCUACCUUGAGUUUAAGGUCUAGCCCAAACCAGGCAGAUCCCCGGACAGAAACCUCAGAAGAUGACAUGGGAGAUAAGGCCCCCAAGAGGACCAAAUCCAUUAAAAAGGUGCCCAAAGCUGAGCCACUGGCUUCCAAGACACUGAAGGCCCGACCUAAGAAGAAGAGCUCUGGCGGGGGGGACUCAGCCUGAGGCCCUCCUAUCCUCGGAAGGGCUGCAGCCCCAGCUCCUGCUCCACACUGUGCCACUAGCCCAGGUGUCUCAGGCCCUGGGCCUUCCCAUACACACACACACACACACACACACACACACGCAACUGUUUCCAGGACCCUUCCCCAGUGGCCACCCCUCUCAAGCAGGCUCAGCUGUGGGGGUGAGGUUGGUAGAGGCUGGCCCAGGGGCUGAUGACUGAGCCCCCAAAGAGGGGCUCAUCUUCUCUCUGGCCCUACCUACCCAGUGCCUUGCUGAAGACCUUGCUGAAGAAGACCAACCUCUAUCCCCUUCUCUG